UACCUUCGUAAACUCUCUGUGGCUAUCUACUCUGACUUCAGAGCGCUCUCGUUUCAGCAUGCCAGAGCGCAGAAUAAAUUUACGAACGCUCAACAUGCGUUGAAUAUGGCCGGUGUCAGUACACGUUGGCAAAAAAAGCGUCAUUAAAUUGUUGCCAGCAACACAGUUACCAACGCUCUAGAUAACAUGAAAACAGCCUAACCAGUUCUGCUGGGGCGAGUAAUAUGGUGAGAGUGAGGUGUUCUCUCAUUUUUGUCCGGAAGUAGCUAGCAAGCUAGCAAACUUUAGUUAGUUUGUUUGCCAGUUGUGAGGUCAGAACUCUCGGAUCAACUCUACCCCUCGUCCAGUGUGCGGUCUGAGCGCUCCGAGAGCGAAACACUGAAUUUACGAACGGACAAUCUGACAACGCUCUGAAUUUACUAACGCCAAGAGCGCACUCUGGCUCUCCAGAUUGAAUUUACGAACACACCCCUAGCUGCUGUCUGUCAUUAUAAUAGCUUUCACACUGUGGCUAACAACGCUGGUUGAGAACAAGACAUUUCAAUCCCAAAAUGGUGCUGCUGACAAUGAUCGCUCGGUUGGCUGAUGGACUGCCGCUGGCCGCAUCAAUGCAAGAGGACGAACAGUUGGGUCGGGACCUGCAACAGUACCAGAGCCAGGCUAAACAGCUGUUCAGGAAACUCAAUGACCAGAGUCCCACACGUUGCACAUUAGAGGCUGGCUCCAUGUCCUUCCACUACGUCAUAGAAAAAGGAGUGGUCUACCUAGUGCUGUCUGAAGCAAGCUUUCACAAAAAACUUGCCUUUGCUUACCUGGAAGACCUGCAGGCAGAGUUCCAUGAACAGCACGGGAAGAAGGUCCCCACUGUGUCCCGACCGUACUCCUUCAUUGAGUUUGACACCUACAUUCAGAAGACCAAGAAGUCGUACAUAGACAGCCGAGCCCGCAGGAACCUGGGCAGCAUCAACACAGAGCUGCAGGAUGUCCAGAGGAUCAUGGUGGCCAACAUUGAGGAAGUGUUGCAACGAGGGGAGGCCUUGUCUGCUCUGGACUCCAAGGCCAGUAAUCUGUCCAGCCUGUCGAAGAAGUACAGAAGUGACGCCAAGUACCUGAACACUCGCUCCACCUAUGCUAAGCUGGCUGCCGGAGGGGUCUUCUUCAUCAUGCUCAUCGUCUAUGUCCGCUUCUGGUGGCUCUGAGAAGGGAGAGGAGACAGGAGGGGUUGGAGAAGAAGAGCUGAUAGGAGCUUAGCUGUGGUCACACAUUCCAUCCAAUAUGGGAUCCCUCCUUUUAACACAAGACUGUUGAAGUAGGGACAGACACUGCACGUUAUUUUUCCAACUGUCUGUCCAUAGAUCUGUCAUGUAAUUACAAAUGUUAUGUUUUAUUAACAAUUACAGUCAUCCUAUAGUGGUUAUGCCUUGGAGUUGAGUGUUUGUAUUGCGUGUGAGUGUGUGACAGAGGACAUUUUAUUUUCCUGUGUGUGUGUUACCAAAAUCUGUAUGAUAACAAUUAUUCUCUUAUCAAUUUAAUCGUGUAUAACUGUGUAGCAGUACAGAACAAAUCUACGUAAUUCUAUUUACCCAGAGGACAUCAUAAGGGCUUUGCCGUUAAUAACACUACUAUUAUGUUGGUUUGGUGGAGAUUUCUUAAAUGUUAACCUGCUUUACUGGGGUGAUCAAUCACAUUACCUGUGGUAUUGGCUGCAGAAAUAAUAUGUCUCAUUCACCUUCAUCUCCACACUGAGGGGACCAGUUUAACACCAGACGAUGUCUAAAGGGUUCAUUUCUUUUAUUUUGGAAAAAGUUUACACAAGUUGAAGGCUCCAUGUAAAAAACAUGUUUUAUCUAGAUGAGAACGAUAGCUAGCUAAUGCUAUGUAGCUGGCUUAUGCUAAUUGUGGCAGGGUUAAUGAAUUUCAACUUAACUGUUUCAUUUGCUAUGAAUAAAGUGAUUUGCACAAAA
Messenger RNA from Oncorhynchus mykiss (rainbow trout), 1964 nucleotides. RefSeq names its product vesicle-trafficking protein SEC22b-B. Gene Ontology annotation, molecular function: SNAP receptor activity. Lineage: Eukaryota; Metazoa; Chordata; Actinopteri; Salmoniformes; Salmonidae. Gene Ontology annotation, biological process: retrograde vesicle-mediated transport, Golgi to endoplasmic reticulum; endoplasmic reticulum to Golgi vesicle-mediated transport. The record is from RefSeq and is a predicted model, not a curated record.